GCUGGGUGGGGGUUGGAUUUUUUUUUUUAAUGUAUUUUUUUCCGGGUUGCGAGCAGCAGACAGCGGCGUCCACGGGGCGCGGAGGCGUCAGUUGUUGCAGCCGCCGCCGCCAGAGUGCUAUUGUGUGUGAACUGGGGGAAGAGCGAGAGAGAGAAAAAGAAAGAGCGCACAGAUCUAAAGGGAAAAAAAGAGAGAGACAUUUGCACACACCAGCAUGCACACAGACACACACACUCCCCCAUAUGCAGGGAAAGUAUCGCGAGAGCGCUCUGGCUAACAACCUGCUUCGCAACACACACAGGAGCGCUGCACCGCUGCUGGGUUGCCAGCAACAAGAAACAGCGCUCGGAGCAACCCGGACGGUGGGGAGGCGAGGCGCGCGCGCACACACAUACACGCGCGCGCGCAUACACACACACAUCUGGGGGGAGAGGCUCGGAGUUUGGGGAGCGGAGUUGUCGGGGUGGGGAAGAGCAAGAGGGAGAGAGCGGCGCACAUGCAGAUCUCCAGCGGCACCCCUGAGCAACACCCAGCCAGGCUGGUUAUGAAGGAAGAAUGGAGUUUCCAGACCAUAGCCGGCAGUUGCUGCAGUGUCUGAGUCAGCAGCGUCACCAGGGCUUCCUGUGUGACUGCACUGUUUUAGUUGGAGACGCUCAGUUCCGAGCCCACAGAGCGGUCCUCGCCUCUUGCAGCAUGUACUUCCAUCUUUUCUACAGGGACCAGCUAGACAAAAGGGACAUUGUGCAUCUGAACAGUGACAUCGUCACCGCCCCGGCCUUCGGCUUGCUCCUCGAAUUCAUGUACCAAGGCAAGCUGGAGUUCAGCAGCCUCCCGGUCGAGGAUGUGCUCGCCGCAGCCAGCUAUCUGCACAUGUACGACAUUGUGAAAGUCUGCAAGGGCAAGCUGAAAGAUAAGGAAUUGUGCGUGGACGAGAAGACGAACGGCAGUGGCGGGGCCCAUUCAGAGAAGGACGCCCGGGUCCUGGAUGACGGAGUACCCUUGGGGCACGGCGAGUUCAGCCCCGGAGAGAAAUACAAAAUGAUUGCUGCAGAAUACGAACGUUCUGCUGGAAAGGAUAAGGGCAGCAGUUACCCAGGCUGGUCUCUCGAUCUUGUCGGCUCCGUGUUAGGCGAGGCAGAAUUGGACACCGUGGCAGCUGAAAAAGCAAGGGCGAACGUCAGCAGUUCGGCGGGACCUGCGUCCCAAAGACCUCCUCGCCACCCCUUGGCUUUGAGGGAGGCCGAGUGUGCUUUAGACCUGUCCUUCAAGCCCCUGGCAGGGCGAGAUGGCUUCCAGCCUUCCUACAUCUUCGGACAGCUGGCUGCUGAUGGGCCACCGCGGCAGGGGAGCGAGCCUUUUGUCAAAGACGAAGAAGAGUCUCUGUCGGACGGGGAAGACGGCGAGGAGAGGGGCCUAGAAAGCCAGGGCUUUGGGAAUUCUGGCCAGAGCCUGGCCCUAGGGCUGGGGACCAUGUUUGUUGCCAGCAAUGGGGACACUCCCGUGACGCCAGAGGAAGACAUCGACCAGGAGCGGGAGGCGAGCGAGGACGACAUGGCUUCUUCCGACGUCUCGUCCUCGGGGGUCGUGGUGCCAACCGGGCACAUUUGCAUCUGCCCACUCUGCAGCAAAGUCUUCCCCAGCCCGCACGUCCUGCAGCUCCACCUCAGCUCCCACUUCCGAGACAAGGACGGCUCUCGGACCAGGCUCUCUCCGGACGGGUCGGUGCCCACCUGUACUCUGUGCGGCAAGACCUUCUCCUGCAUGUACACGCUGAAGAGGCACGAGAGGACUCACUCCGGGGAGAAGCCGUACACCUGCGGCCAGUGCGGCAAGAGCUUCCAGUACUCCCAUAACCUCAGCCGCCACGCAGUGGUGCACACCAGAGAGAAGCCGCACGGGUGCAAGUGGUGCGAGAGACGCUUCACGCAGUCCGGGGAUUUGUACAGACACAUCCGCAAAUUUCAUUGUGGCCUUGUAAAGUCGCUGGUGGUUUGAGGGAAGUUGUUGCCAUUUCAAAAGACACCCGUCUGCUCUUCAUGCCGGUUCGCUUUGGGCAAAUGAUAUGGGGAAGGAGGGUGGAGAAUAAUGUAGGUCUACAUUUCAUUGCCAGGGGGGAGAGGCAACAUUGGUUCUACCCCUCCCACCCUGGCCCUCCUUAGGGCAGCAGCGGCGACACUUAACGUUCUGUUGUUGUUUUUCUGUGUGUGGCAGGUAAAAUGAAUCUUAAUCUGUAGAUAGCUUAAUCCAAAAUUCUUUGGAUAGAAGCUGAUUUAAUCCAGUUGAUUGGCCUAAUUGGUCUGCGCCAAGUGGGUUGUUCUGAUGCUACAGGUAUGUUUUGCCCUGCUGGUUUUGAGAGUGCCCUCUUGCACCCUCUGCGAGUUUAAAAGGAAUUGGAGAGAGAGAAUGAGAGAGAUGUGAACCUUGAUCCCAAACAGCAGUUUAGGUAGGACAGUGUGUACUGCCUAUAUAGGAGCCGCCUUCUCCCCCCCCCCCCCAAAAAAAAAUGACCAUUCAUCUCUCUGUUGCAGGUGCAUCAAGUAGGCAGUUUUGGAACGCAUUGGCCUGAGUUUCUCUCCCACUCUGGAUCUAACUUUUUUGAUUCAACCGUUUUAAUAUGCUCCAGACAAAUAGAACUUCAGGCAGUGUGAAAGUGAUAGCUGGGACAGAGGCUUGUACUUCAUGGGGACUAUCUAGAAUCCUUAGACUAACUUGGGUUUGGAAUAAUAAUAAUAAUAAUAAUAACAACAACAACAACAACAAUUUUAUUACUUACAUGCCACAUAUCCAACUAGGUAGCAGAAGCCACUCUGGGUGGCUCCCAACGUACUAAAAACACAGUAGAACAACAAUGUAGGGCCAUCCUGCAAAAUCUCUUGACUAUUUACAGCAAAAGUGUUCUGUAUUUGGAAACUGGUCCUACUAACUUAAGCUCUCACCUCGCUGCUCUUUUCCCCCCUUCCAUUUUUUUUAGGGGGGAGGUUUGCAAUUCUAGUGAAUGGUGCUGAAAUAUUUCAACCUGUGGGGCGUCAUCUCUCAGGCCUGGUUCACAAAUGACCCCAGCGUGGAGUGGGUGUGCCCUAUGGCUAGGUGGUCAAGGGGGAAAGGAUUUGGAGCUCUUGUGCCUUUAAUAGUUGCAUGCCUCUGAAAUUCCCACUUCUACCCAACUAUUAAAGGUGCAGGAGACCCUCUCCUCCUUUGCAUCUUGUUAACCCUACCUGUCGCUCACCUUGUGCAGAACUGUGAAUGUAAACCUGGCCUCCAUGCAGAGAAGCCAUUUUUGUGCUACAAAAAGGGAGCAGGCAGGUGUUUGGCUGAGGCCUGCCUGCAAAGGCCUUGAUUCAUGAAGUUUUGAUGUGCCAUGAGAAAAGAUACUUAGUGAGGUGCAGACAUCCUAACUGUGCCACCUUAGUAAAAACCGCAUCCCUCUAUUAAUAAGAGCUCUCCAGUUUUUGCU
Molecule: messenger RNA, 3454 nt
Organism: Podarcis raffonei (Aeolian wall lizard)
Lineage: Eukaryota; Metazoa; Chordata; Lepidosauria; Squamata; Lacertidae
Gene: ZBTB42
Product: zinc finger and BTB domain containing 42
Exons: 2
Coding region: 556-1995 (479 amino acids)
Biological process (GO): regulation of transcription by RNA polymerase II
Cellular component (GO): nucleus
Molecular function (GO): RNA polymerase II cis-regulatory region sequence-specific DNA binding; protein binding; DNA-binding transcription factor activity, RNA polymerase II-specific
Source: RefSeq, a predicted model, not a curated record